AUGGAUGGAUGUCGAUUACUGACUUGUAUUACGGGUGACCUGGCUGGGAAUGGAGGGGUAGUGGAUGGAAGACAGGAGACAGACACGAGACGGGAGUCGGCGACGUCGGUGGGGUGGUGGGUUACCGAGGGCUCCAGCUGUCGGCUGAUAAAGAGGCUGAGGUCUGAGGCGUUAAGCCUCACAGUGAAAGCAGAGCUUACGGGAGUGACACAGGGCAAUGGCCAUUCUCCGGCCCACACGGUCCCCAGCACAGAGCCCAGGCCAAAGCAAAGACACAUGGAUAAACAGGCCCAGAUGACACUCCACGCCUCUGCCUUCCAGGCCUCCUCUCCAGCUGCCUUCCAGGCCUCCUCUGCAGCUGCCUUCCAGGCCUCCUCUCCAGCUGCCUUCCAGGCCACCUUUAAACCUGACUUCCAGGCCACCUCUCCAUCUGCCUUCCAGCACAUCUCUCCAGCUGCCUUCCAGGCCACCUCUCCAGCUGCCUUCCAGUACACCUAUCCAGCUGCCUCCCAGGCCAUCUCUCCAACUGACUCCCAGUACACCUCUCCAACCGCCUUCCAGUACACCUCUCCAGCUGCCUCCCAGGCCAUCUCUCCAACUGACUCCCAGUACACCUCUCCAGCCGCCUUCCAGUACACCCCUCCAUCUGCCUUCCAGCACACCUCUCCAACCGUCUUCCAGUACACCUCUCCAUCUGCCUUUCAGUACACCUCUCCAGCUGCCUCCCAGGCCAUCUCUCCAACUGACUCCCAGUACACCUCUCCAACCGCCUUCCAGUACACCUCUCCAUCUGCCUUCCAGCACACCUCUCCAACCGCCUUCCAGGCCACCUCUCCAGCUGCCUUCCUGGCCUCCUCUCCAGCUGCCUUCCAGGACACCUCUAAAGCUGACUUCCAUGCCACCUCUCCAUUUGCCUUCCAGCACAUCUCUCCAGCUGCCUUCCAGGCGUCCUCUCCAGCUGCCUUCCAGGCCUCCACUCCAGCUGCCUUCCAGGCCACCUCUAAAGCUGACUUCCAGGCCACCUCUCCAUCUGCCUUCCAUUACACCUCUCCAACUGUCUUCCAGCACACCUCUCCAGCUGCCUCCCAGGCCAUCUCUCCAACUGACUCCCAGUACACCUCUUCAGCUGCCUUCCAGUACACCUCUCCAGCUGCCUUCCACUCUCCAGCUGUCAUUCAGGCCACCUCUUCAGCUGCCUUCCAGUCCAUCUCUCCAGCUGCCUUCAAGGCCACCUCUCCAGCUGACAUCCAGGCCACCUCUCCAGCUACCUUCCAGGCCAACACUCCAACUGCCUUUCAGGCCACCUCUCCCGCUGCCUUCCAGUACCUCUCUCCAGAUGCCUUCCAGUACACCUCUCCAGCUGCCUUCCAAUACACCUCUCCAGCUGACUUCCAGUACCUCUCUCCAGAUGCCUUCCAGUACACCUCUCCAGCUGCCUUCCAAUACACCUCUCCAGCUGCCUUCCAGUACAUCUCUCCAGCUGCCUUCCAAUACACCUCUCCAGCUGCCUUCCAAUACACCUCUCCAGCUGCCUUCCAAUACACCUCUCCAGCUGCCUUCCAAUACACCUCUCCAGCUGCCUUCCGAUACACCUCUCCAGCUGCCUUCCGAUACACCUCUCCAGCUGCCUUCCAAUACACCUCUCCAGCUGCCUUCCAAUACAUCUCUCCAGCUGACUUCCAGUACACCUCUCCAGCUGCCUUCCAGUACACCUCUCCAGCUGGCUUCCAAUACACCUCUCCAGCUGCCUUCCAGUACCACUCUCCAGCUGCCUUCCAAUACAUCUCUCCAGCUGCCUUCCAAUACACCUCUCCAGCUGCCUUCCAAUACACCUCUCCAGCUGCCUUCCGAUACACCUCUCCAGCUGCCUUCCAGUACCACUCUCCAGCUGCCUUCCAAUACACCUCUCCAGCUGCCUUCCAAUACACCUCUCCAGCUGCCUUCCAGUACCACUCUCCAGCUGCCUUCCAAUACACCUCUCCAGCUGCUUUCCAAUACACCUCUCCAGCUGCCUUCCGAUACACCUCUCCAGCUGCCUUCCGAUACACCUCUCCAGCUGCCUUCCCAUACAUCUCUCCAGCUGCCUUCCGAUACACCUCUCCAGCUGCCUUCCGAUACAUCUCUCCAGCUGCCUUCCGAUACACCUCUCCAGCUGCCUUCCGAUACACCUCUCCAGCUGCCUUCCAAUACACCUCUCCAGCUGCCUUCCAAUACACCUCUCCAGCUGCCUUCCAAUACACCUCUCCAGCUGCCUUCCAAUACAUCUCUCCAUCUCAUUCCAAGUCUGUACCCCAGGAACUGUGA
Oncorhynchus nerka (sockeye salmon) is the source of this 2304-nucleotide messenger RNA. RefSeq lists its product as uncharacterized. Lineage: Eukaryota; Metazoa; Chordata; Actinopteri; Salmoniformes; Salmonidae. The record is from RefSeq and is a predicted model, not a curated record. The transcript is spliced from 5 exons. Bases 1 to 2304 code for a protein of 767 amino acids.